This is a messenger RNA of Macrosiphum euphorbiae (potato aphid), 375 nucleotides long. The record is from the annotation of a GenBank genome assembly. Lineage: Eukaryota; Metazoa; Arthropoda; Insecta; Hemiptera; Aphididae.
AUGGCCGCAUUUUGGAGCCUCGAAGAAGUAAAGUUCAAUGAAUUAUACACCAUAGAAGAAUGUGAGUGUAAACAGCGUUUUUUAAAAAAUAUUAAACGAGAUGAUGAUGGUCGUUUUAUUGUUGCGUUACCAUUUAAAGUCGCGCACAAGUUAGGAAAUUCGUACGAUAGAGGUUUGCGCCGAUUUAUGUCAUUGGAAAGGCGUUUUCAAGCAAAUAAAAAUCUGAAGAGCGGUUACGUUAAGUUUAUGAACGAAUACAUAGAACUCGGGCACAUGUUGAUUACGGGCUCCGUUCCAGCGGUGGGCCAGUGUUAUUACUAUUACCUCACCAUGCCGUAUUUAAAGAUAGCAGUACAAGCACCAAAUUGCGUGUAA